Carlito syrichta (Philippine tarsier) is the source of this 1893-nucleotide messenger RNA. Its product is annotated as dedicator of cytokinesis protein 3-like. Gene Ontology annotation, molecular function: guanyl-nucleotide exchange factor activity; small GTPase binding. Gene Ontology annotation, cellular component: cytoplasm; plasma membrane. NCBI's taxonomy places the organism in Eukaryota, Metazoa, Chordata, Mammalia, Primates, Tarsiidae. The transcript is spliced from 15 exons. The annotation marks the transcript as partial. The record is from RefSeq and is a predicted model, not a curated record. Gene Ontology annotation, biological process: small GTPase-mediated signal transduction.
UGUUGUAGGUGCAACAAUGAGAGUGAAUGGUCUCAGAUCCACGAGAACAUCAUCCGAAAGUCCAGCGCCAAGUACUCUGCCCCCAGCGCCAGCCAUGGUCUUAUCAUUUCUUUGCAGCUUCUUCGUGGAGAUAUGGAACAGAUUCGAAGAGAAAAUCCCAUGAUAUUUAACAGGGGAUUGGCAGUUACAAGAAAAUUGGGAUUUCCCGAUGUCAUUAUGCCAGGUGAUAUCCGCAAUGACCUGUACCUAACCCUGGAGAAGGGAGAUUUCGAGAGAGGGGGAAAGAGUGUACAAAAGAAUAUUGAAGUGACCAUGUAUGUGCUUUACGCAGAUGGAGAAAUCUUGAAGGAUUGCAUCAGCUUGGGUUCAGGAGAGCCAAAUAGGAGUUCCUACCACUCCUUUGUCCUCUACCAUAGUAAUAGUCCUCGUUGGGGAGAAAUUAUCAAAUUGCCCAUCCCGAUUGACCGGUUCCGGGGCUCCCACCUGCGCUUUGAGUUCAGACAUUGUUCCACAAAGGACAAAGGGGAAAAGAAACUCUUUGGCUUUGCAUUCUCACCCCUGAUGCGUGAUGAUGGCACCACCCUUUCAGAUGAUAUUCAUGAGCUUUAUGUGUACAAGUGUGAUGAGAAUAGCACAUUUAACAACCAUGCUCUGUACCUGGGCCUGCCCUGCUGCAAAGAGGACUAUAAUGGCUGCCCUAAUAUCCCUUCUAGCCUCAUCUUCCAGCGCAGCACCAAAGAGUCUUUCUUCAUUUCCACUCAGCUCUCCUCUACCAAACUCACCCAGAACGUGGACCUCCUAGCUCUGCUGAAAUGGAAGGCAUUCCCAGACCGAAUCAUGGAUGUACUAGGGCGGCUGCGGCAUGUCAGUGGGGAGGAAAUUGUUAAGUUUUUACAGGACAUCUUAGAUACACUCUUUGUGAUUUUGGAUGAUAAUACAGAGAAAUACGGCCUCUUGGUUUUUCAGUCUCUGGUAUUCAUUAUCAACCUGCUUCGAGACAUCAAGUAUUUUCACUUCCGACCUGUGAUGGACACAUAUAUCCAGAAGCACUUUGCUGGAGCUCUGGCAUACAAGGAACUCAUCCGCUGUUUGAAGUGGUAUAUGGACUGCUCAGCAGAACUGAUUCGACAGGAUCACAUUCAGGAAGCCAUGCGGGCCUUGGAGUAUCUUUUCAAGUUCAUUGUACAGUCACGGAUCCUGUAUUCACGAGCUACAUGUGGAAUGGAAGAGGAGCAAUUCAGAUCCAGCAUCCAAGAACUUUUCCAGUCCAUCCGGUUUGUGCUCAGUCUGGACAGCAGAAACUCAGAAACACUCCUUUUCACUCAGGCUGCACUCCUCAAUUCUUUCCCUACCAUCUUUGACGAGCUGCUACAAAUGUUCACUGUGCAAGAGGUGGCAGAGUUUGUAAGAGGGACACUGGGGAGCAUGCCCAGCACUGUGCACAUUGGGCAGUCGAUGGACGUGGUCAAACUGCAGUCCAUUGCCAGAACAGUGGACAGCCGCUUAUUUUCUUUCUCAGAAUCCCGCCGCAUCCUACUUCCUGUGGUUCUUCAUCACAUUCACCUUCACCUGAGGCAGCAGAAAGAGCUGCUAAUUUGCUCAGGGAUUCUCGGCAGUAUCUUCUCCAUCGUCAAGACCAGCUCUCUGGAGGCAGAUGUCAUGGAGGAAGUAGAGAUGAUGGUGGAGAGCCUCCUGGACGUGCUCUUGCAGACUCUGCUCACCAUCAUGAGCAAAUCGCACGCUCAGGAGGCGGUAAGAGGGCAGCGGUGCCCGCAGUGCACAGCCGAGAUCACUGGUGAGUAUGUGUCCUGCCUUCUCUCACUGCUCCGCCAGAUGUGUGACACGCAUUUCCAGCACCUUCUGGACAACUUCCAGAGUAAAGAUGAACUCAAG